This is a messenger RNA of Chaetura pelagica (chimney swift), 933 nucleotides long. RefSeq names its product SH3 domain binding glutamate-rich protein (gene SH3BGR). Lineage: Eukaryota; Metazoa; Chordata; Aves; Apodiformes; Apodidae. The record is from RefSeq and is a predicted model, not a curated record. Gene Ontology annotation, cellular component: cytoplasm. The transcript has 7 exons.
AUGGUGAUCAAAGUCUUUGUAGCGACAUCUUCAGGGUCUACAGCGAUUAAAAAGAAACAGCAAGAAGUAGUGGGCUUUUUAGAGGCCAACAAGAUUGACUUUCAGCAAAUGGACAUAGCAGGAGAUGAAGACAACAGGAAAUGGAUGAGAGAAAAUGUCCCAGGUGAAAAAAAGCCUCAAAAUGGAAUUCCCCUCCCUCCACAGAUCUUCAAUGAGGAGCAGUACUGUGGGGAUUUUGAAUCUUUUUUCUCUGCUAAAGAAGAAAAUAUUAUUUAUUCGUUCCUGGGUCUUGCUCCUCCUCCAGGCACAAAGGAGUCUGAAAAAUCUGAGGCCAUGGGGGAAACUGAGGCACACCCAGAAGACAAGGCAGAUGAAGGAACUAAUGAAGAGGCUCAGUCUGCUCAGUCACCAUCAGAAGAUCAGCAGGAAAACAAGGAAGAACAUACAGCAUCAGAGGUAAAGGAGAAGAAAAGCAGGAAGAGGGAGAAGAAAAUCAGGAAGAAGGAGAAGAAAAGCAGGAAGAGGGAGAAGAAAAGGAAGAGGUGAAGGAAGAAGAAGAGUCUUAGUACACUCCUCUACUACACAUUCUUUCUUGAGCAGGUUUUCAGCUCCGACUGCAGAUAUGCCCCUGGGCGGGGCACCGUGCCCGCCCAAGGAUGCACCCUUGGACCCGGCGUCACCGAUUUCCCGCCGCCCGCGGGCGCCGGGCUGGGAGAGUCGGGUAAGAGGGGAUGCGGGUGCAACUCGGCUGGGAACGCCGGGAUCCAAGUCCGGACCUCCCCGUCGGGGAAGUCGCUCCCCGCGCUCCGAGCAGCCCCACGGCGCUGUGGGGUUCGGCCGGGGGCUCUGGAUGGCAAAGCCCACCCGUUGGUAAAGCGGGCAGGGAGGUGCAUCGGGCUAUUCGGCAUGAGGGGCAGACCGAGGUGGCGCUAA